Molecule: messenger RNA, 2635 nt
Organism: Clarias gariepinus (North African catfish)
Lineage: Eukaryota; Metazoa; Chordata; Actinopteri; Siluriformes; Clariidae
Product: putative protocadherin beta-18
Exons: 1
Coding region: 32-2539 (835 amino acids)
Biological process (GO): homophilic cell-cell adhesion
Cellular component (GO): plasma membrane
Molecular function (GO): calcium ion binding
Source: RefSeq, a predicted model, not a curated record
UCUUUCUUAGGAUACACAAACCCAUUUUUUGAUGAUCUCUUUGAAAAGCUUAUUCUCGACAUUUUUUGAAGUCGUGACGAUGUCAUCCAGGUUUGGGGGUUUGAAGCCUACAGCGCUGUCCUGUGUAAUAUUAGGAUUUUUCUUAGCUCUCAUUUUCAAUCGGAGCAUCGUGUGCGGAGAUCUGAGCUACACAGUACAGGAGGAAAUGAAGCAUGGGUAUGUAAUUGGAAACGUCGCAAAGGAUCUCGGAUUUGAUGUGUUAAAAUUGUCAACGCGAAAGGCGCGAGUGGAAACUGAGGACAGCAGCAAGCGGUAUGUGGAUAUUAAAUUUAAUACGGGAGAACUGAUCGUUUCAGAGACAAUAGACCGGGAAAAGCUUUGUGGUUUAAGACCGAACUGCAUCCUCAAUUAUGAGCUGGUUUUAGAGAAUCCUCUCGAGCUACAUCGCAUUUCUCUGAAUGUUCAGGAUAUUAAUGAUAACGCGCCUAAAUUUCUUAAUGAACGUAUUUCGUUUGAAAUCCGCGAGUCCGCUGAUAAAGGGCAGCGCUUCCGUUUGGAUGAAGCUCACGACUCUGAUAUCGGACAAAACGGAGUGAAUGGCUAUGCUCUGGAGAAGAACGACCAUUUUGUUUUGUCUGUUCAAGAAAAUAAAAACGGACGGAAAUACGCAGAGCUCGUGUUGGAGAAAGAGCUGGAUCGCGAACAACAGAAGGAUAUUGACUUGAUUCUUACCGCAGUGGAUGGCGGGAUUCCUCAGAGAUCAGGGACUGCUGUUAUACACAUCACUGUGCUAGAUGCUAAUGAUAAUGUUCCGGUGUUCAGUCAGUCUGUAUAUAAAGUGACUUUAGCUGAAAACGCACCAAUAGGAACAGAAGUCGUCACUGUGAGCGCAGAAGAUGCAGAUGAAGGAGCAAACGGAGCAGUCACUUAUGAGUUUAGCCACAUUUCGGAUAAUGAAAAAACAUUAUUUAUUAUUGAUAAGGUCACUGGACGAAUUAAGGUAAAUGGAGAAAUCGACUAUGAAGAGGAAAAAUAUUAUGAAAUUGGAGUCCAAGCUAAAGAUGGAUCUGGUUUGGCAUCAACUGCAAGUGUUAUUAUAGAUAUUACUGAUGUCAAUGACAAUGCUCCUAAAAUUAUUAUUAAAUCUCUGAGUAAUCCUUUACCUGAGAAUGUAAUUGUUGGCACUGAGGUGGCCAUUAUCAACGUUCAGGAUAAAGAUUCAGGAGAUAAUCGACAAAUUCAUUGUUCAAUUCAUGGAAAUUUGCCUUUUAAAUUAAAUCCAUCCAUCAAGAAUUAUUUUUCAUUAGUAACGACAAGCAUGCUUGAUCGAGAGACGGAAGAAAAUUACAAUAUAACUAUUACUGCUACUGAUGGAGGCUCUCCACCUUUAUCUUCAUCAAUGACAAUUCAUCUAUCUGUAUCAGACAUUAAUGACAAUCCUCCUGUAUUUGAACAGCAAUCCUACACUGCAUAUGUGAUGGAAAAUAACAAACCAGGAACCUCUAUUAGUUCUGUUACUGCAAGAGACCCAGACUGGAGGCAGAACGGUACAGUACUGUAUUCUCUGGUGCCCAGUGAGAUAAACGCUGUUCCAGUCUCAUCAUUUUUAUCCAUUAACUCAGACACAGGAGUGAUCCAUGCUGUGAGGUCAUUUGACUAUGAAAAGUUCAGAAACUUUACAGUCCAGGUUGUAGCCAGAGACAAUGGUUCUCCUCCACUCAGCAGCAGCGUGACUGUGAGUGUGUUCAUAUCAGAUGAGAAUGAUAACUCUCCACAGAUAUUAUACCCUGCUCCAGAUGGAAAGUCUUUAAUGACUGAGAUGGUCCCUAAAGCUGCUCUCUCUGGCUCUCUUGUCUCCAAAGUCAUUGCUGUGGAUGCUGACUCUGGACAGAACGCAUGGCUCUCGUAUCAGAUUGUCAAAUCUACUGAUCCAGGACUUUUCACUAUUGGUCUCCAUAGUGGAGAGAUCAGGGCUCAGAGAGAUGUUACUGAAUCUGACAGCAUGAAACAGACCCUUGUUAUCUCAGUGAAAGAUAACGGACAGCCCCCUCUUUCUGCUACUUGUUCUGUGUAUUUGCUUAUUUCUGAUAAUCUUGCUGAAGUUCCAGAACUGAAAGACAUGGCAUAUGAGGAGAGUAAUUCCAAACUGACUUUUUAUUUGAUCAUCGCACUAGUUUCUGUGUCCACCUUUUUUCUGACUUUCAUUAUUCUGAUCCUGGCUGUGAGGUUUUGCCACAGGAGAAAGCCCAGACUGUUGUUUGAUGGAGCAGUGGCCAUUCCCAGUGCAUAUCUCCCUCCCAACUAUGCAGAGGUGGAGGGAGCUGGAACUCUCCGCAGUUCUUACAACUAUGACACAUAUCUAACAACAGGAUCUCGCACGAGUGACUUCAAGUUCAUCACAUCUUACAAUGACAGCACACUUACUGCUGAUGGAACUUUUAAAAAGGGCCAAAAUGACACUUUCGCAGAAAGCUUGAUUACACUUAACAAUACAACUGAUGGUGAUGAGGUAAGAAAACUGAGCUCUGUCCCUAUCUGACACUACUAUGCAUAUUUAAUUACAUUUGCAGUUGUACAUUUCAAACACAUUUUAUUGCCGUUCCUUCUCAUUUUAACAGAAUUAGAGCAGUUUUCA